Tyto alba (common barn owl) is the source of this 1785-nucleotide messenger RNA. Its product is annotated as 5-hydroxytryptamine receptor 3A-like. The record is from RefSeq and is a predicted model, not a curated record. Gene Ontology annotation, cellular component: postsynaptic membrane; synapse; neuron projection. NCBI's taxonomy places the organism in Eukaryota, Metazoa, Chordata, Aves, Strigiformes, Tytonidae. The coding region runs from base 63 to 1517 and encodes 484 amino acids. Gene Ontology annotation, molecular function: extracellular ligand-gated monoatomic ion channel activity; transmembrane signaling receptor activity; neurotransmitter receptor activity. Gene Ontology annotation, biological process: monoatomic ion transmembrane transport; regulation of membrane potential; chemical synaptic transmission. The transcript is spliced from 9 exons.
UCCCUGCUCGGGUUCACUCCUCCGCACAGCCGGCAGGCUGGGGAGCCGGCAGCACAAGAGCCAUGACCCCCGCCGCUCUCGGGGUGCUUCUGGCCCUGCUGCCUCUCACCUCGACUCUGCAGAGCCAAGCAGGUACCCACCGGACACCAGAUCCUGCCGAGCCUGCGCUGCGCCGGCUGGCCCACUACCUGCUGGCCCACUACCAGAAGGGCACCCGGCCCGUGCGGGACUGGCGAACGACCACCAACGUGGCCAUCGACCUCAUGGUCUACGCCAUCCUCAGCGUGGACGAGAAGAAUCAGGUGCUGACCACCUACAUCUGGUACAGGCAGCACUGGAUGGAUGAGUUCCUCAGGUGGGACCCGGCGCACUUCGACAACCUGACGCACAUCUCCCUCCCUGUGGAGAGCAUCUGGGUGCCCGACAUCCUCAUCAACGAGUUCGUGGAUGUCGGAAAGUCCCCCCACGUCCCCUACGUCUACGUUGGCCACCACGGGGAGGUGCAGAACCUCAAACCCAUCCAGGUGAUGACCGCCUGCAGCCUGGACAUCUACAACUUCCCCUUCGAUGUCCAGAACUGCUCGCUCACCUUCACCAGCUGGCUGCACCACAUCCGCGACAUCAACCUCUCGCUGUGGCGGCAGCCGGAGCUGGUCAAGUUCGACCGGAGCGUCUUCAUGAACCAGGGCGAGUGGGAGCUGCUCUAUGUCCUCAGCCACUUCCAGGAGUUCAGCGUCAAGAGCAGUGACAGCUACGCUGAGAUGAAGUUCUACGUCGUCAUCCGGAGACGCCCCCUCUUCUACACCGUCAACCUGCUCCUCCCCAGCAUCUUCCUGAUGGUGAUGGACAUUGUGGGCUUCUACCUGCCUCCCAACAGUGGCGAGAGAGUCUCCUUCAAGAUCACCCUCCUGCUGGGCUACUCGGUUUUCCUCAUCAUUGUAUCUGACACGCUACCGGCUACUGCCGUCGGCACCCCCUUGAUAGGCAUCUACUUCGUGGUGUGCAUGGCACUGCUCGUCAUCAGCCUGACGGAGACCAUCCUGAUCGUGUGCCUGGUGCACAAGCAAGACCUGCAGCCCCACGUCCCCGCGUGGGUGAAGCGCCUGUUGCUGGAACGAGCCACCGUCCUGCUCUGCAUCCGGGACAGGAAGAAAUUCACCCAAAGCACGACGCAGGGCUCGGACAUCGCCGGGCAGGUGGAGAACAACGACAGCACAGCCAAGCUGAACCACUACGGCUGUGAGGACGCCCGCGAGUGUGAGGCGGCGGAGGGCGCGAGGCCCACGGCGGCCUUUGCGGGCCCGGCGGAGGGCUCCCCGCUGACGCACGGCGUCCUGCGCGAGAUCACCGCCGUCCGCCGGCUCCUGGAGAAACGCGAGGAGUUUCGCGACGUCGCCCGCGAGUGGCUGCAAGUGGGCUACGUGUUGGACGUCCUGCUCUUCCGGGCGUACUUGGCGGCAGUCCUGGCCUACGGCAUCACGCUGGGCACCCUCUGGUCGGUGUGGCGGGAUGCCUGAGCGGCGCCCGCAGCCCGGGGCGGGGGGGGCCCUGCGGCUCUGCCUGGCUCCAGGGGCUCGCCGGUGUUUGCUGACCCAGCCUGGCGCAUCCUCCUCCUUCCCGCCAGCUCCGGGGCAGCAACACCCGAGCGUGAAGGCGGAGCGGAGGAGGAGGAACCCCCCAAGCCCCGGCGAACCUCGCCCGAGCCCGGAGCCAUGUGCGUCCCCCCCCGCCCCGCCCCCGGCAGCGCCCCCGGCCCGGCGCGGCGCCGGCCGCCGCUUCAGCACC